AUGCCUAAAUAUUAUUGCGAUUAUUGUGACACAUAUUUAACCCAUGACUCUCCUAGUGUGAGAAAGACUCAUUGUACUGGAAGAAAACAUAAAGACAAUGUUAAAUUUUACUAUCAAAAAUGGAUGGAGGAACAAGCUCAGCAUCUCAUUGAUGCCACAACGGCCGCAUUUAAAGCUGGUAAAAUUGCACAAAAUCCAUUCGGAAAUAAAGGAGCAGCAAUACCACCUCCAUGGGAUCCCUCUGUAAUGGGCCCAGGUGGGCCAAGACCACCCGUUCCUACUCCUGGUGGACCACCUGGCAUGAUCCCACCACCGUCGAUGGGUCCUGGGGGACCUAUGGCUCCACCUAUGAUGAUGGGACCGCAUGGACCAAUGCCUCCUAUGAUGGGAAUGAGACCACCAAUGAUGGGCCCAUUGAUGGGUCCAAUGGGACCUAUGGGUCCCAUGGGUCAAAUGCGACCACCCUUAAUGAACGGACCUCCUAUGAAUAAA
This is a messenger RNA of Brenthis ino (lesser marbled fritillary), 492 nucleotides long. The record is from the annotation of a GenBank genome assembly. Lineage: Eukaryota; Metazoa; Arthropoda; Insecta; Lepidoptera; Nymphalidae.